Messenger RNA from Lodderomyces orthopsilosis Co 90-125, 828 nucleotides. It is a transcript of the gene GLO2, whose product is annotated as hydroxyacylglutathione hydrolase. The coding region runs from base 1 to 828 and encodes 275 amino acids. The record is from RefSeq and is a predicted model, not a curated record. The transcript has a single exon. Gene Ontology annotation, molecular function: hydroxyacylglutathione hydrolase activity. Lineage: Eukaryota; Fungi; Ascomycota; Pichiomycetes; Serinales; Debaryomycetaceae.
AUGAUCUUUAGGUCUUUCACAACUUCAAGAGUUCUCAAUUCCAUCACACAAUUUCGUAAAAUGCAUAUUGAAUCAAUUCCUAUGAGAUGGGGGCUGGGGGAUAAUUACUCUUACUUGUUAAUUGACGAUAAAUCGAAAAAUGCUUGGUUAAUUGAUUCAGCAGUUCCUGAAGAAGUUACAUCAUAUAUCAAUUCCAAGAAGCUCCAAUAUGAAUUGAAAGCAAUUGUUAAUACCCAUCAUCAUUAUGAUCAUUCUGAUGGUAACCCAUAUUUCCAUAAAAAGUAUCCUGAUUUGCCAAUUAUUGCUGGAAAGGAUUCUCCAUUGGUUACAUAUACUCCAUCACAUGAAGAAGUGAUAGAUUUGGGGGAUAAUUUAUCCAUUACUGCUUUACAUACACCUUGUCAUACUCAAGAUUCGAUAUGCUAUUAUGUCAAAGAUGCCAAAACGGGUGAAAAGGCUGUUUUUACGGGAGACACGUUGUUCAUUAGUGGCUGUGGUCGGUUCUUUGAAGGCACUGGUGCAGAAAUGAAUGUGGCAUUGAAUAAGAUAUUGGCGAAGUUGCCUAAGGAUACUAAAGUUUAUCCAGGACACGAGUACACCAAAUCAAAUGUUAAAUUUUCAAGCAAGAUUUUACAAAAUGACGCCAUUGUAAAGUUGAAAUUGUUUUGUGAGGAGAAUGAAUACACUACCGGUAAGUCGACCAUUGGUGAUGAAUUACAGUAUAACCCAUUUAUGAGGUUAACUGAUCCACAAGUGCAAGAAAAAACCGGGUUGGUUGAUCCCGAUAAAGUGAUGGACAAACUACGUGAAAUGAAGAACAACUCAUAG